Molecule: messenger RNA, 5786 nt
Organism: Odontomachus brunneus
Lineage: Eukaryota; Metazoa; Arthropoda; Insecta; Hymenoptera; Formicidae
Gene: Dcr-2
Product: endoribonuclease Dicer-like
Exons: 25
Coding region: 238-5049 (1603 amino acids)
Biological process (GO): siRNA processing; pre-miRNA processing; apoptotic DNA fragmentation
Cellular component (GO): RISC complex; nucleus; cytoplasm
Molecular function (GO): RNA binding; ribonuclease III activity; ATP binding
Source: RefSeq, a predicted model, not a curated record
CGCUGUCAAUGGCACAUCACUCGACUGUUUCUUCGAGACUGUUCGAGAUUGUUCGAGAACUGCGGGACUGUCCCAUACUGUUUGACUUUACCGGAUAGAGAGAUGUUGCCUGCUUCAAUCAGUUUCUGACAGUCGAUAGUGGUACGAAGCUUGUUUCGUAGCGAUCGUUCGAUUUGUUAUUUGCUCAACGAAUCCUUGACGAACCUGCUGUUUACAGCAAUCCAAUUACACGAGACGAUGGAAAUGACGUCAGAGUUUACGCCACGAGCGUAUCAGAUAGAUCUUUAUGAAAAGGCUGUGGAAAAUAAUAUAAUCGUUUAUUUACCAACUGGUGCGGGCAAGACAUACAUUGCUGUUAUGCUACUGAGAAAAUUGAGCGGUGAAGUACAAAUGCCUUACAACAAGAAUGGCAAACGUAGUAUAUUUAUUGUAAACACAGUAGCGUUGGUCAGACAACAAACGGAUUACAUAAAGAGACAUACAUGUCUGACUUGUAAAGGCUACAGUGGUGAUAUGAAGGUAGAUUUUUGGAAAGAAGAUCAAUGGAAGCUCGAGUUGGAUGCAAAUCAAGUUUUAGUAAUGACAGCACAAAUAUUUGUUGAUACUAUUACUCAUGGGUACAUAAAGUUAGAUAAAGUAAAUUUGAUUAUGUUUGAUGAGUGUCAUAGAGCUGUGAAUAACCAUCCUAUGCGGCAAAUUAUGCAACAAUUUGAAAACUACCCUAAACACCAGCAGCCACGUAUCUUGGCUAUGUCAGCAACACUAUUGAAUUCCAAUAUAAAAUCGGACAGAAUUGAAGCUACUAUCAAGGAUUUGGAAGUGACAUUCCAGGCAAAAGUAGCAACUGUAAAAUCAAUAGAUUGUGUCCAAGAGUACUGCACAAAUCCAAAGGAGAAUAUUAUAAAGUAUAAUACGUAUAUAGUGGCCAACGCAAUGGCUGUAGAUGUGAAUCAGAUAAUAGAGGAUUCUAUAAAUGUAUUAAAGAGCAUAAUCUUUGAUACCGAUAAGUUAUUUAUAGAAUCCAGCCCGCACUUUCAACCUAGAAGAAAAUCUUCCAAAUUGAUAAGCAUUAUGAAGGACAUACUGACGACUAUGAUGCAAACAGGUAUUUACGGUGGUAACAAAUCAGUUUUGUUACAUUUAAUCCAGCUGGAGUAUCUGAAAAAAUAUUGUGAUAAUACACAAACAAAUAUUAUUCUGGAAUAUCUAAUUACGCAAACUAUCAGAAUAAGAAAACUGUUUGAAGAGGCAAUGAAAGGUUAUACAGAAUUAGAACGAAUUUACAAGUUUUCAUCUGACCAAGUUCUCAAACUAUUUACCUUACUAAAGGAUUUCAACAAUAAUAAAUUGAGCGAUCAAACAUUUUGCUGUAUUAUUUUUGUCAAAGAAAGAUUUAUGACGCAAGUACUGUAUCAUAUAUUAAAGACCUUAUCUACACAUGAUGAUCAAUACAACUUUCUCUUGCCCGACUUCAUAAUUGGAUGCCAUAAUAGUCCUUACAAAAAUACUAGAGAAGUUCUGUGUCUCGCUAAAUGGCAAAAGGAAGUAAUGCAAAGAUUUAGAAAGGGCUUAUCCAACUGCAUCGUAGCUACCGAUGUUGUUGAUGAAGGAAUCGACGUGCCACUUUGUGCAUUAGUAGUACGAUAUGACCUCCCGCCAGAUUACAGAGCGUACGUUCAAAGUAAAGGUCGUGCACGACAUGGCACGAGUCAUUACACGGUUCUAGUGCCACGUGAUGACGAUACUUUCCUUACGAGAUACAAGGAUUAUAAGACUACAGAAUUAAAAAUGAAAACGAUUUUAAUAGGAGAUGAGGCUCGCAGCUUGCCUACUGAUAAAGAGAUUGAAAACGGUCUAUAUCAAUAUGAAAUCGUACCAUAUCCAGUGAACGAUACGGGAAAUGUUUUAACAGAAAACACUGUAGUCAAUAUACUAAAUAGAUAUUGCAAUAGCCUAUUACGUUGUAAGUUUGUGACCUUGGUUCCAGUCUGGACCUUGUAUGAGAAUAGCAGCAAAUUGUAUCAGGUUUCUAUCCAGCUACCGAGUAUAUCGCCAUUGAAAAAGGUAAUGUACGGUGAUCUUAUGGCAAAUAUAAGUGCUGCCAAACGAUCCGUUGCAAUGAAAUGUUGCAUAAAAUUGCAUCAACUAGGUGCAUUAACGGAUAAUAUAGAGCCUGUUAUGCCGACUGCAGUUUUGCGAGGGAAAGAUUACUUGUUCCCGAAUUGGAUAAACGAAGAUGAUUCUUCAUGUGGUACAUAUAAAAAGAGACGACGACAUAAGUUAGAACAUCCAACGGCAUUGUAUGAGGCAUUUCCAUGCAAUGGAAAACAAUUAUAUCUCCACGUUAUUCAUGCCAGUCCUACAUAUUCCGUGCCGCAUGAUAACAGGCACUUAGUCUUCUAUAAUUUACUCAACGACAAGAGUGGCUUUGGAAUUCUCUCUAUAAAGAGUAUGCCCAAGAUUCCAUCUUUUCCAAUUUUCAUGAACGUCGGCGAGUUAAAUGUCACCGUAAAGCCCAAUUAUGCAACGAUGAUACUAAACGAUGAAAAUGAUAUCAAAUUGCUCAAAGUAUAUCAUACCUUGCUUUUCAGCGAAGUCAUUCCGAUGAUAAAAAAGUUUAUGGUGUUCGACAAAGACAAUCUCGAUAAUUCCUUCUUAAUCGUUCCGCUGAACGUCAAUUGGGAAAUAAAUUGGGACGAUGUAAGAAAAUAUCAACAGAUAGAAAAAGUUGCGUCGUCUCCAUUUCCUCACGUCAGAUACAGUGAUUACGAAGUGGCAUUAGUCAACCCAAGUUACAGAGCAUCACCGAGCGUAUAUAUAGUGACGCAAGUGUGCGACGACCUAACACCCAAAUCGCUUUUCCCGACUGACGAUUUUGAAACGUAUACGGAUUAUUACGAGGAGAAGCACGGAAUAAAAAUCCAGAAUCUGGAACAACCAUUGUUGGAAGUGAAAGCGAUUUCAACCAAAAUUAAUUGUAUAAAACCAAGGAGUAUGAAACCUGGGCUGAGCAAACGUAGAAGAGCGGAUGUAUUAGAGGAUUUUGAGGAACAUUUAAUUCCAGAAUUAUGCCGGAUGAUAUACUUUCCGGCUCUGUAUUGGUUAAAGGCGUCCACUCUACCGUCAAUUCUUCAUAGAAUUACGCAACUUUUAAUUGCGGAAGACUUGAGAGCAACAAUUAUAAGAGAGACUAAUUUAGGGAUAUUAAUAUUAUCAUCCGACAGUGAGUGGCCCGCGUUAGAUACAAUAGAAAAGGAAAUCGAGCAAUUGGCGGAACCAUUACUAGACACAGCAUUGGACGACACAAUUGAAAGCACGCAAGUAGAGCCGGACACGAAUGACUUAGAAUUAGACGUUUCCAUGAACACCGAAGCAAAUUCGUAUCCCUGGUCAAAGGAUCAAGAGCCCCAGGAUAUAUACCGCGAUAUAGAACACAUUCAAAUGAUAGAUAUACAGUAUUAUUGCCACUUUAUGCAUACAAGCGAUGAUGCAGACGAUGCCGUUCUGAACAACUUGAACAAAAGCAUCAAUUAUAUCUCAAAGCCAACAGUAGUGGUGCCACCGUUACACAUUCUUGCAGAGAAACAGUCGUGUGGACCUAGUCCGGCGGAAAUUAUGCAGGCUCUCACUACCAAGAUGUGCCACGACAUGUUCAAUUUGGAACGAUUGGAGACUUUGGGCGAUUCCUACCUAAAACUCAUUACAUCGUUAUUUUUGUAUCACUCCUUCCCAACACUUAAUGAAGGUCAAUUGACAGCACUAAAGGGCAGAAUAAUCGGCAAUCGCAAUCUAUAUUACAGUGGCGUUAAUAAGAGCAUACCUGGACGUAUGAAGGUCGACGAGUUUACGCCUACAAGUACUUUCAUCGUACCUGCGUAUGCAGUAUUUCGACAAUUGCAAAAGAUACUAUUGGAUCAGGACGUAUCACCAAAUAUAUUAUACGAACUUCCGAUACCAGAUGAAGAGAGAUUAACUGGAGAGAUAAGCACAAGUACAAUUAAUACGAUGCAGAAUAUAAUAUCGCAGUGGAGUUUGGCGGAAAACCAAACUGGCCUGGAACAUUAUCUUAAUGUUCAAAUUAUACCCGACAAGGCCGUAUCGGACUCGGUAGAAGCGUUGAUUGGUGUUUAUCUCAGAAGUACCGGCAUAAGCGGCGCAGCAAAACUGCUCAAGUGGUUCGGCAUACUGCCUGACAUUGAAAUUGACGAGUUAUUAAGUGGUACCAGUUCAUUAAAUCCUAUAAUCGGCAAUGGAAAUCCGAACGAACAUAUGCCAUGGGCCGAUAAUAUAGAAAAAAGACUUGGUUAUAAAUUUAAUAACCGGGCAUAUUUGUUGCAGGCGUUUACUCAUCCAUCGUACACAGUAAACAGAAUAACCGACUGUUAUCAAAGACUAGAAUUUCUUGGAGACGCUAUUUUAGAUUUUUUGAUCACUUGCCAUAUUUAUGAAUCUUGCGGCAACUUGAGUCCUGGCGCUCUCACCGACUUGAGGUCUGCGCUUGUCAACAAUGUAACAUUUGCUUGCUUAGCUGUGCGAUAUGGUCUACACACCUGCUUACUGGCUUACGCGCCGCAACUGCAUGAAAUAAUCAAUCGCUUCGUCAAGUUUCAAGAAGAACGGGAUUACGCAAUUAAUGAUGAAUUAUUGUGGGUGCUUCUUGAAGAAGAAGAUUGCAACAUAGCAGAAUAUAUAGACGUCCCGAAGGUCUUGGGGGAUCUGUUUGAAACAUUAAUCGGAGCCAUCUAUCUCGAUAGCAACAGAAACUUGACAAAAGUCUGGGAGAUGGUUUAUUCUUUUAUGCACAAAGAAAUAGAUGAAUUUAGCAGAAAUAUACCAAAGAAUCCAGUUCGAGUGAUAUACGAACAUCAAGAUGCACAUGCCAAGUUCCUUGAAGCAUCAAUGAUCGAAGGCAGAAAUGUUGUCAUGAUACCUCUAAAAGUAACCAUUGCUGGUAAGGAAAAGACUUUUCAUGGUUUUGGAGCUAAUAAAAAGUUGGCUAAAUGUGCGGCUGCGAAACAGGCAUUGAAAAGAUUGCGCAGUCCGAAAUAAGUGUUUGAUGUAACUGUUAUAUACAUGCGCGUAUGUUUUUAUGUCUGUUGAUGCUAUUUAUAGACAAUUUAAAAAUCUAUAGACGUGUGUGUUAAAAAGAUUGAGCAUCCAUUUUUCGAUGGACGUUACCAUGAUUCCGAUUGUAUUUUGAAUGUAUGUAUGUAUUGUCCUGUGCUUGCAGCACUAGGAAAAUUGCCACACCGCGUAAUUAGUCUGUUAGAUAGAGACGCGCAAAUGUCUUUCUAUCCUUUUCUCUUUUUAUAUUUUUCCUCAAAAGAGAAUUUCACUUUUUUUUUUUUUUAAAGUUUCUAAAGUUCGUUCUUAUCUAUAAAAAAAAUAUGGUAAAGGUUUACAAUUACACAGUUAGCUCCAAAUGAUUUCCGACUAACCUUGAUAUUGACCUUGACCCUCAGAGAGAUCAAUGCUAUUGACCAUUAUCGGUGCUCAUUGUUUAUUAAAAAGUUAUUAACGAAAAAAGUUUUAAAAGUUAAAUGUAAUUUGUGCACACAGUGUAUAUAGAAAUAUGGUAAAAAGUAUACGAAUAUGCGCAAAUAUUAAAAAAAAGGUAACACACACUGUUCGCCCGCACACGCGCUCGCUGAGGGCUACGGCUCUCAGAAUAUACAUACAGGGUAUAGCAAAAGUACCGGAACGGCAAGAUAACUCGGCGGGGGAGCAUUUUAGAGAAAAAUGUUUCCAAUAAAAGUUGUAAGGCUUAAAAAGUCGCAUUUAAUGAC